AUGGUGGUCGGCGUAGAUGCCGCUAGGGCAAAAAUUCCCGCCGACCCGACCAUCCCCCUACCGCCAGGGACGAAAGGGGCUCCCAAACCCGAGCCGGACCGGUACUCGCCGCGUUCGGUCACGGAGCAGCCGCCUCCAAUUGGACCAUUUCCAGAAAACGACUACAUAUAUAUGACCGUAGAGGACUUGUUGGCAGCCGACGAGAACGAUGACGCCUUCCUGCAAAACAUUCCGCGCGACGAUUUUGCGGAAGCCGCCUUCGACAUCAACAAAGAGCUCGCCAAGAAGAACAAAUUGCUGAGGAUGAUGUGGGGUUUCCGGCAUCUGGACACGCUGGAGGCGAGAACGACCCGGAUUCAGUACCUGCGGGCGCUGCUCGACUUCAGGAGAUGGUGCUGCGCGAACCUUCCAAGACAGCAAACCGCCAGAGUCAAGGGGGACGGCGUGCUGGAACACGAGGACGAGAUAGGGAGGUACAUCGACGAAGACAUGGGUGAUAAGUGGCACACCGCCAAGGGCGACCUACAAUGGAUGCACGGUCCCCGCGUCAACGCCACGCGGAUCAGGGCGUACAUUCUGUCAAUCGCGAGGCAGGAAGGUAUUGCAAAGGCCGAGGAGCUCGAGGAGCUGAAUCCCGACGUCCGUGUCCAGCCCCUGAAGCCGACAACCGUUUCGAUGCUGCUCAUCCGCAUCAAAGCGCUCCAGACGGCCUGCAAGGUCGAGGGGACGCUCUUCGGGGUGAAGGAGCUCCACAUCAUGUACGACAUCUCCGAGGUCCGCUCGGAGGUGCGCGCGAUGGUCAGAGAGAAGUGGCACAGGGACGACAGGGAUUGCGUCGACCGGCACCGCGGAACGCUCGGCGACACGUACACCACCGACCAGAUCCGCCACCUCAUGUUCAAGGUCUUGCCAACCUGGGCAGCUCGGGCGUACGAACCCAAGGCAGCCACCCCCUCCCAGACACUGUGGAAGUUUCUGCUGAUGAAGACGAUGACCCUCUUGGGUCACCACACCCUUCUCCGCGGAGGCAGUCUCCGAGCGAUCGAGCUCCCCGACCUGUUUUUGUACAGAAUGGGGAACGCGUCGCCCGAGCACUCCACGCGACGGCCGAAUGUCAUGGUCGUCGCGUCACGAAACUCCAAGACGAACAAGAAUGCUCGUCUGCAUCACAGCUACGCGGCGAGACACUUGGAGCAAGAGAUGUGCGCCGUCGGUCACACACUGUUGUGGCUGCACUUCGUGUACGACCAGCUGAGCCGCUCGCCCACCUCUCGAUGUGUGCCGCCCCUCGACUUCACAACUCCGUACAGCUGGUAUCACAAGCACCUCUUUCAUGCUCGGAACGACAAGGCACAAAAAGAGCUGCCGGCUUCAUCACAUUCUCGGAUCACGAAAGAGAUGUGGCGGACGAACAAGAUCUUCAUCACGCGCAACACCCACGCCGCCCGGGCGGGUGGGGCACAGGAGCUGGCCGACGACGGCGUUCCGCGAUCUGACAUCGCCGACUUGGGCCAAUGGGCGCUCGACAAGCUCGCGAAGAGCUACAUCACGACCAUCCCGAAGGCGGCGGUGUUGAGAAAGGACGGCUACACGGGCAAGCGCGGCGACUACCACCUCGGCCGGAGCAUGGUGAAGCCCGACGACAAGGUGGUGGCCCUCAUCGCCCAGCACAUCUUUCCGUGGGCGGAAGCGGAACUGGCCAAGGUGAGCAUUUCGGACGGCAAAAACGCCGACAGCCCGCCGACCAUUUCCACGACGACAUUCUACCGACGGCUGAUUGUGUUUGUGUUUGUGUUCGACUCGCAGGCGGUAAGGUGCGCAUCCGCGAGAGAGCCCAAUACGGCCGGGGUGCACUUCCUGCAAUCGCUCAUCGAGUUCGGCCGCCGAAUCGUUGCCGAGGAUCUUGCGUGCAUGCUGAUGCGCGAACCGUGGCACCCGUACGUCCAGAGUUCCAAGCUCUGCCGCGACCCCGACUUCCAGAAAUGGGCCAAGGACGUCAACCGGGUGGACCUCGAAACCAUCGCGACGCGCAGUACUCCGAGCGAGAACCCCCAAGAGGUACGGCGUGCGCGUUUCGGCGACCUGUAA
Molecule: messenger RNA, 2088 nt
Organism: Closterium sp. NIES-65
Lineage: Eukaryota; Viridiplantae; Streptophyta; Zygnematophyceae; Desmidiales; Closteriaceae
Source: the annotation of a GenBank genome assembly